AUGGCUUCCUCUGUAAUCCUACUUUGCAUUAUUGCGCUAGUUUCAUUAUUAACCGUCUUACAUGCCCAGAAUUCUUCCUCCACCAUAAAUUUGAACUCCAACAUCACUGCUGGAUCAAAUUCUUCUUGGAAAUCUCCAUCAGGUGAUUUUGAAUUUGGAUUCUACCAUCUUCCCGGGGAUUACUAUCUGGUCGGAAUAUGGUUUGCUAUCCCUGAGAAAACUCUGGUUUGGUACUGGAACCCACCUGUGGAAACCAAUUCAGUGAUCCAACUCUCUUCGGGAGGCCACCUUUUGCUCAUAUAUCCAAAUGGAACCUCUGUUCGGAUAGACAAUGGAAAUGGAGAUAAUGCAAGCUCAGCUUCCUUGGAGAACAAUGGCAAUUUUGUAUUGAAAGACUCCAAUUCAAGACCUGUCUGGAAGAGUUUUGAUUCUCCCACUAACACAAUGCUACCGGGGCAAGUCUUAAAUGCGAAUGGUGCACUCUAUGCCAAAGGCAAAGGACCUCUGAACUACUCAAAUGGAAACUUCAAGGUAUUGAUGCAAGACGAUGGGAACUUGCUACUCUCUGCUUAUCUAUGGUCAGAUCCUGCUUAUUGGUACUCUGCAACAACAUCAUUCAAAAACGUAAGUUUGGUAUUCAAUCUUAGUGCCUUCUUGUACCUUACCAGUGGCUCCAUCAACAUACGUUUUUUGACAAAUAACCCUCCAUCCCCAACUGAAGAUUUUUAUCACCGAGCAACAAUAGAUGAAAAUGGAAAUUUUCAUCAAUAUGCUUAUAAUCGGAGAAAUGGCAGUAGGUGGAUAAGGGUCUGGAGAGCCAUUGAUGAUCCUUGCAGAGUGGAUGCUAUUUGUGGAGUGAAUGGCUUGUGCACUUCACCUGACAAUGAAACAGUGCAGUGUGAAUGCCUUCCAGGUUUUGUCCCAUUUAAUAUGACAAAUGAAUACCUAGGAUGUCGCCCAGAAACUGUGAUUAAUUAUUGUGCACAAGAUCCUUCUAGGUUGAACUUCAAGCUGGAGGUUUUUGAUGAUACUGAUUUUCAGUUUGACUCCUUGUCAGACUUUGCUGAGCUGAAAACUGCAGAUUUAGAAGCUUGUGAGAAGUAUGUCAUGGAUGAUUGUAAUGUCGUUGCUGCUACCUUCAAUGCUACAUCUUCAACAUGUAUCAAGAAGAGGAUGCCGUUGGUGAAUGCGAGAAAGAGUUCAUCUUCUAAGGGGCAAAAAGCUCUACUUAAGGUUCCUACUUACAACAACGCCUCUGGAGGAUUGGAAGGUUCGAAGAAGAAGAGUUUUAAUGUCAGAGUUUUUCUCAAGGUCAUGCUUGCUGUUAGUUCCACCCUUGCAUGCUUGUUUGGAGCCCUUGCUGUCUAUUACCACCCUUUAGCUCAAAGACUAAUGAGACGAAGCAAGUUUCUGAACGCAAGUGCCAUUGGAAUCAACUUCAGAGAGUUCACAUUCCAAGAGCUUCAUGAAGCAACAGGUGGAUUCAAUAAGACUAUUGGUAAAGGAUCUUCGGCCAAAGUCUAUAGUGGAAAUCUUGUUAUUGAUGAUUCGACAAUUGCGAUUGCAGUGAAGAAGCUAGAAAAGAAAGUUGAGACAAGUGAUCAGGAAUUUAUGACUGAGCUCAAAAUAAUUGGUCGCACACAUCACAGAAACCUGGUAAGACUUCUGGGUUUUUGCAUUGAGAAGAGCCAUAGACUUCUUGUCUAUGAGUUACUUCCAAGUGGAGCGUUGUCCAAUUUUCUGUUUGGACAAAGAGAAAAACCUCCUUGGAGUCUAAGGAUUGAUAUAGCUCUUGGGAUUGCAAGGGGCUUGCUUUACUUGCAUGAGGAGUGUGAGACCCAGAUUAUACAUUGCGACAUCAAGCCCCAAAACGUGUUACUGGAUGCCGAUUAUACGGCGAAGAUUGCAGAUUUUGGGCUGUCCAAGCUUCUCAACAAAGAGCAAACCAGAACAAACACUAACUUCAGGGGGACUAUAGGGUACAUAGCCCCUGAAUGGCUAAGAAGUGCACCUGUAACUGCUAAAGUUGAUGUCUUUAGCUUUGGGAUUAUGUUGCUCGAGAUUAUUUGUUGCAAAAGGCAUGUCGAACAGAAUCAAGCAGAUGAUGAAGAAAGUGAUGAAGAUGAUGAUGCAUUGCUGGCAAAAUGGGUUCUGAAGUGCAUCGUGUUGAAGAAACCGGAGCAGUUUGCAGGUCAUGACUCAGAAGUACUAAGUGAUAUGACAAGGUUUGAGGAAAUGGCCUUGGUUGGAUUAUGGUGUAUCCAUCCAGAUCCAGCACUGAGACCAACAAUGAAGCAGGUGAAUCAAAUGCUAGAGGGAAACAUGGCUGUUGGGGUUCCUCCAUUGCUUUAUGAGCAAAUGACAGCAGAUCUAAGCAUAUAGCCUUUCAAUCUCUGGUUUAGCUUACGGAGAUUAUUGUCAAGGGAACCUACUAUCGUUGUUUGGUGUUAUUCUUCACGAAUUUAAUGGGGCACUCCAUCACAUCUACCGGUACAUUUUAAAAUUUUUAAAGCUGUGAGCUUUUUAAGCGGAC
This is a messenger RNA of Neltuma alba, 2533 nucleotides long. Its product is annotated as G-type lectin S-receptor-like serine/threonine-protein kinase LECRK2. The record is from RefSeq and is a predicted model, not a curated record. Lineage: Eukaryota; Viridiplantae; Streptophyta; Magnoliopsida; Fabales; Fabaceae. The transcript has a single exon. The coding region runs from base 1 to 2382 and encodes 793 amino acids. Gene Ontology annotation, molecular function: ATP binding; protein serine/threonine kinase activity. Gene Ontology annotation, biological process: recognition of pollen; protein phosphorylation.